AUGAGCUCGACGAUGUUGGACGAUGUCGAUGAUAAUAUGAUGGGUAUCAAGUCCACCAAUCUCUAUGAACUCCUGAACGACGUUGUAAAACAGGGUGACAAGACGCGAUUGGUAAUGGCGGGUCCCGAGCAAGUUUUGCCUGAUUUGAUUCGGCACAUCACUGAUACUAUACCGUUUGACUUGUUUAUAAAUCUCAAAAAUGGAUUGAGCGAUGCCAGGAGCCUCGUUACUAGACUAAAUUGUCUAGGAAAAUUUCUUAAUGAUAAUUUUUUGCAGAAAGGUAUAUUCCCAUUUACUAUACUUCGGAUAUGCGAAUUAUGUUACGAUCCGUUUAAAUAUUACAAGAUCAAUGAGUUAGAAAAGUUUGUGAAUGCUUUGGAAAAGUGUUGUUUGGUGACUAGCAGUUGGCAGGAGCUCGAGAAAACGGAUGACAACAAGAAAGAAGAGAACAAUGGGAAGGAUAUCAACUCGAUCAAGAAUCAGGAAGACGUUUCGCUGAUGAAGAUACCGUGGAUAACUGAGGAAAGUACUAGCGAGCUGAAUCCCUUUAUAAGGGAGAUUGAUUCGAUAAUGAGUGUCAAUUUGGGUUACGAUGAUGAGGAAGAAGAAGAUGAAGACAACGAUGACGGGGAAGAGGAAAGGUUUUUCGACGGUGGUGAAAAUGGAGAAUUUGAGAGUAAGGGUAAAUGUAAUGUUCUAUUGAAGGAUGAAAAUUUCAUGGUGGAGGAGUACUAUGAGGACGAUGGCGAUACACAUGACGAUAAUACCGAGAAGGAGAAGCAGAAUAGAAAUCACGCCGCUACCACGGAUAACGACAAUGAUAAUGAUGAGGACGACGACGACGACGACGACGAUUAUCGCGAAGAUGCCGUGUGUGAAGACGAUGAAGACGAAGAUCAUAUGGGGAGCACAGAUGACGAUGAGGACGAUGAGGACGAUGAGCGUGGAGAGAGGAAUCACAAAGUGCGAAGACGCAAUGAUAAAAAUGGAACUCCAAGGAAGAGGAAGCCCACCGAAUUAGAUAAUUUUGAUUACGAUGAAUCACCAUCGUUUACAAGCAUGGAUCUCACGACACCAAAAAAAUAUAAACAUAACACAACGGGCAGGUUCUCCGUCAUAGAGUCGCCAUCGUCCUCUUUUCUCAACACCAUGAGCAGCAGCCAUGACAUUUCAUCGAGUCAAGAGGAGGAAAAGGACGAUUGUCAUGGAUUGGGAAAUGAUGAGGGAUUGAGUGAAGGACUGUCACAAGAUGACGAAUUGGUGAGUCCAUCGAUGAGUUCUUCACAAGAAGAUAAGAUGGUUGCCAUUGCUGGUAUCACUUACCGUGAGAAUAUCACCAGUCCGUUGGGCAAGAAGUCCAGGUGA
Saccharomyces kudriavzevii IFO 1802 is the source of this 1365-nucleotide messenger RNA. RefSeq names its product Psy4p (gene PSY4). The record is from RefSeq and is a predicted model, not a curated record. Bases 1 to 1365 code for a protein of 454 amino acids. The transcript has a single exon. Gene Ontology annotation, biological process: protein dephosphorylation. Gene Ontology annotation, cellular component: protein phosphatase 4 complex; cytoplasm; nucleus. Gene Ontology annotation, molecular function: protein phosphatase regulator activity. NCBI's taxonomy places the organism in Eukaryota, Fungi, Ascomycota, Saccharomycetes, Saccharomycetales, Saccharomycetaceae.